GUUGUGUUUACCUCGUUACAUUGUUUUUGAAGGCAUAUUAGUUAUACACGUGAUUUAGUUUGUUGUACACUGCGCACCGUGAAUAGUUGUGGUUGGCAAAGAAGAAGCCAGAGGACCGACAUCACAGAACCCCCAAAGUUAAACAAAUUGUUUUAGCUGUGUGCUGCCGCCACUAUUCAACGACAAUCAACAAUUGUGUGUGGUGGUGUGAUUUCAGCGAGAGGAUUUGUGAGCAGAAGGCGAACCUGUGUACUCAGCGUUACUGCUUAGUGCUUGGCUCGGCCGGUAAGGAUUUCCACCAACGCAAAACACACACACAGUUCGAGGAAUCUGUGUGAAGGCCAAAAGGCUGUUUGUACCGAGAGCGACAAUUUGUGCCGCCAUAGCAACUCAAAACGGAAGCAUUCGACCCUCUCCCCCAAAUCGAAAAACAAAACACCUCAAAACAGAUAUCAUUGAAGCUCCUGUCCUAUCGCGCAAGCUGUCACGAUGGGUUUAGGCGGCAGAAUGGACUGCUGCGGGCAGUGUAUCAAGUAUAGCAUGUUCAUAUCCAACUUCGUCAUUUUCGUUGGCGGUGCCAUCGUAUUCGGGCUGGGCGUCUGGACCCUAGUAGAUAAGAAUUUCAUCAAUGAGCUGCUUGGGACGAAUCUUUUCUCCGGCGCUGUGUACGUACUGAUAGCCACGUCAGCCCUCGUCUGUUUAAUGUCCUUCUUUGGCUGCAUCGGAGCCGCCAAGGAGUACAAGUGCAUGCUACUAACGUACUUUAUUUUGGUUUUCCUGAUUUUCGUGACGAUGCUGAUUGGCGGCAUCCUGGGGUACGUGUUCCGCGAGAAGGUAUCGCAAACGAUGCAGCAGGAGAUGCACUCCUCGAUGACUUUCUACGGAGCCUACGGCAAGCGAUCGAUCACCCAGGCUUGGGACAUAACCCAGGAACGGCUCAAGUGUUGUGGCGUCAAGCACUACAACGACUGGCGCGGAUCGAUUCCCCAGUCUUGCUGCCAGAAGACCAUUACCGAUUUUAAGCCCUGCCAGGAUCAUCCGACGCCGGAAAAUAUCCACAUCCAGGGCUGUCUGGAUAUUACUGCGAACCUGAUCCGCGACAAUGCGGCUAUUGUGGGCGGAUCUGGAAUUAUAGUGGCGGUGCUACUGAUAUUCGGCAUGAUCUUUUCCUGUUCGCUGUUCCGGAUGAUAGAGUAAUGUUUUGGUUUACUGUGAGAGUUCGUUUGAAGAAGGUUUCAUGUGGAGUGUAGGAUUUCUACGUCUCCGAUACGGAACAUACCACACUUUUCCCUCCUUGGAAGGAAAAACAAACCAAGUUAUUUUUAUUUGUAGAUCGCCUGAAGUUGUUCUGAUUACCUGAGAGCAAACAAAGUACAAUUGAUAGGCGAGCAUAACGUUUUUACUUGUAAUUCGCUUGGAAUGAUUUUUUAAAAUUAUGUUUUACUAUAAUUGUAUGACUUAGGUUUAAAAUACGCACACAAUUAAUUAUCGGAUUUGGAAUCUCAGUGAAUAGUGUACAUAAAGUUAUUCAUCGGUCGUAUCACUGUACACGUGUUUGAUUAAAUACUUGAACCUAAUUUAUAUUAAGCUGGUAGGAAUGCUAAACACCAGAAGGAGAUACAAGACAAAGAGUCUUGAAAAGUAUUCAUUCCAUUAAACAGAGUCAAGCUACCACAUUUGUGUCAUUGUAAAAAUCUGUUUUGAAGAUUGCGAAUAAAUUUUAUCAAAAAAAACGGUCAUAGCAUUCGAUGAUCCCCUAAU
Messenger RNA from Toxorhynchites rutilus septentrionalis, 1761 nucleotides. Its product is annotated as tetraspanin-11-like. Gene Ontology annotation, cellular component: membrane. The transcript has 5 exons. Lineage: Eukaryota; Metazoa; Arthropoda; Insecta; Diptera; Culicidae. The coding region runs from base 490 to 1197 and encodes 235 amino acids. The record is from RefSeq and is a predicted model, not a curated record.